This is a messenger RNA of Ficedula albicollis (Collared flycatcher), 3529 nucleotides long. RefSeq names its product copper metabolism domain containing 1 (gene COMMD1). Gene Ontology annotation, biological process: regulation of proteasomal ubiquitin-dependent protein catabolic process; copper ion homeostasis; negative regulation of sodium ion transmembrane transport. Lineage: Eukaryota; Metazoa; Chordata; Aves; Passeriformes; Muscicapidae. The coding region runs from base 183 to 554 and encodes 123 amino acids. Gene Ontology annotation, cellular component: endosome. The transcript is spliced from 3 exons. The record is from RefSeq and is a predicted model, not a curated record.
UCACUGAUCUAUAAUAGGUGUGGUAGGCUCUGUAUUGCCCAAACAAGAAGCAAAUCUCUUUCUCUUCUAAUUACAGUGUUGAUUAUAUCUGUGCAAGCAGAGAUCUGGUUGCUGUGCCCCAGUUGUGGAGGUUGGUGCUACCUGUGUGUCUCUAGAGCAGGCAGUCAAUUGCUUCAGCAGACAUGGAUUUGAAUCAGCUGGAAGCUUUCCUCACUGCCCAAACCAAAAAACAAGGUGGCAUCACAUCAGAUCAGGCUGCAGUCAUUGCAAAAUUUUGGAAGAGCCACCGGACUCAAAUCCACGAGAGCCUGAUCAAUCAGAGCCGCUGGGAUAAUGUCUUGAAAAACAUGAACUGGAGAGUGGACCUGAAGUCACAGCUGAGGCACAUUGAUCAGAUAAACACUCCUGUUGCAAUAGUUGAAAUGGAACUGGGGAAAAAUGGACAGGAAUCAGAGUUUCUCUGCCUGGAGUUUGAUGAGGCCAAGGUGAGCCAGAUGCUGAAGAAACUGUCAGAAAUAGAGGAGAGUAUGACUUCAUUGACUCAGACACCUUAAUCAAAUAAAGAGAUUGCAACUUACAAAAUAAUUACCCUUGGUACCUUUUUAUAAUUCCAAUUUCAGCAAAUUAAAUAGGUGGUGCUGGUUAAAUCCAGAUUAUAACCCAAAGAAUGGGCUAAAUCACACUGUGAAGCUUUCUCAUCCCCUCCUCCCAACCUGUUUUCCAAGGCAGCGGCAACACUGUUUGCACAAAGCUUUGCAUAGUCAGGCCUUGAGUGUAGCACAGCUUUUCUCUUUUUCCCCUCCGUCACUUCUGGAGUCUUCCAGCUGCCGUGGAUGCUCGGCUGGAUGAACAGCAAAGGUAAAUUGGCCAGUUUUGGCAGAGGAGAAAUGAGCAGAAGAAACAGGCAGAUUAGGGGGAGCUCAUGUUUAUGCUUCCAAACAAUGAACUUUAUAGGACAAAUCCACCUCUGUGAACUCUGUCUGCUUAAAGGCCAGGAAAGCAGAUGAAGUGCAGGGAGCUCAGGGAGCAGAGGCACAAACACACCUUUCUGUACCUGUGAGCCCCAUGCUGCCAAGGAUUCAGUGGUUCCCAAGGGGUGGCCAGCCUGGCUGCAGGAGCCAGGGGACAAUCAGGGGAGCAUCUCUGGGCAAUGGGAUGUGCUGGUUUUCCAAAAGGAGCAGCCCUGCAUGCCCAGAGAACCUGAUCCAGCUAUUUGCUGGCCACCUUUCAAAGCAAUUGAUUUGCUUCCCCAAAGACCAUCCACCCUCAUCACCCUGUGGCUCUUGGGCUGUAGUGGUGCAGCCCUGCACGGAGCUGCACAGUGGGUUUGAGGGGCCAGUGCUUUGUCAGAGCACAGCUGAACUUGGCUGCUCUUAGACCUGUUUGUCAUGGUUCAGUUUGACCUGAGGAAGUCUCAGAUGGAACCCAGGGUUUCUAAGUGCUCAGCUUGGAAUGUGGGUGACAGAAAAUGUCCUUGGCACUCAGUAAGUGAAGAAAUCUGCCAGAGGCAGGUCAGGGGCACAGGGGCUGCCCUGCCUGGAUGGCUCCUGGCCAUGCAGUGCCCAUAUCUGUGCUGGAACACCCAGCUGCAGAGCAGCGCUGCCCCUGCACUGAGAGGCUCCCAGGAGGGUUUCCAGUUCCCAGUUCCAUGUGUUUCCGUUCAGGGCUGCGACCUUGCCAGCCUGGUCACAGCAGGAUGUCCCACCAGACUGAACUGGUUCAGCAGGAACUGGAGGAGCCUGAGCAGGCCAGCACUUGUACAGAGCAGGAUGGAAGGCUCUCCUUGCAGGAGAGCUGCCUGGUGCUCCAUAAAGAGGUGACAGUCCUGGCUCCUGGCUUGCUCUGUCACUUGACUGGAAGGUGUGUACACACCUUUGGUUGGAGGCUACAUUGCUUCUUGCCAUUUUAUAUUCGCUUCAUAAGCAACCUCCUCCUGAGCUAAAAUUACAUUGAGGGCUGGUACCAAUAUAGAGAUGACAACAUGAAAUGUUCUCGUGCCAUAACUAAAGCACUCCUCAUCGCUUCUCCUUGAGAAUUUAUUGCUUGUGGAGUUGCCAAAUUGCACUUGGACACGAAAUCUUUUCAGAGCAAGGGAAGGGCACCUUUUCCCAUCUGCCCGGGAAAGGGGAAACAUCCCUCAAGCCAAUUUGUGUCACUGCACAGGGAAUUAACAUUUCCUUUGCUGUGCCUGUCCCACUGCUGCCUUUUCUUCUUACAACCUCCUGGUUCUGCCCUCUGGCAGAAUGGGGCCCCCAGCACCUCUCUUUCCCCAAAUGCCUUCAGCUGAUGCUUGUCAGAGAGGAACUGGGCUGUAACCACAAACUGCUCCUCGUGCUGCUCCCUGAGUCACUGGCUGCAGCACCGCUGUGAAAUGAGUGCUUUGUGAUUCUCUGAGCCUUCUGUUGCCUUUUUCAACUAAGUUCAUUCAAGUGUUUUCUGUGUUUUAGGACAUAUUUUAAAAAAAAUCAAGGUCAGGGAAGGAUCAUGAUCUUAAGUAACUUGCACUGUGUCAAACAUACUUAUUGUUUUAUUUUAACAUGGUCAGAGGAUAGGAAAAUGUGCUAUAAAUGGAAAUUAAAGAGAAACGAACUGGGAACAGAUGUCAGGAAGUAUUAUUUCAUGCAAAGAAUAAUAAAUAUGUGGAAUGGCUAACAAGGCAAGGAGGCCGAGGCAAAAAGUCUAGGGGACAUUUAAGAAAUAAUUGGAUACUUUCUUAGUUGAGGUCUGAAGGGGUAUGUUUUUACGGGUGGAUGCUUGUCUCUCUUCCUGAUUGUCCCUCCCCUAGAUACCCAACAGUCCUCAUUUUCUUCUGGGUGGAUCUUUCUAAACUGCUGUGCAAAACAAAAAAAAACCAAAAAAAGCUCUGAGUGUGUUGAGGAGCACACUGCUCAGUCCUUGGUAGUCACUGGGCAGCAGAAUUAUUCCUGCUUCACCAAGUCUGAUGUGGCAGGGAAGGGGGUGCUGUGCUUCCCAAUGCUGUAAUCCUCAGCUGCUGCUGGCACACGAGGACAGGUUUGCUCCUUGGCAGGUCUGUGCCUUCCUGCUGAGGUGGUUUCUGUGUGUGUGCAUCCAUCUGCCCCUGCCCUACGGUGUUCUGAGCCCAUUGGCCACCUCUGGCUGAGCUUGGAAGGGACAAGGCCUCUGGUGCCACUCUGCUUCGCUUCCUUGAGUGAAAGGCACAAGCACCCAUGUGGUCCUGCUAAAUAUCUCUGUGGUGCUGGCAAAUGAAAGCUCCUGUUCAGGAGAGAUUUCACAAAUCCUCCCCCGAAAAUGUAAACCAGACUCAUCCUGAAUGCAUGGACAGGCAACUCCUGCAGUGUCUGGGGCCACGCGUGGCUGCUGGAAUCCUGCAUGGAUCCAGCUGAGCAGAAAUCCCAGCACAGCCCUUUUGGCCACUGGGGCCUCAUCCAGCUUUGGAGACCUCUGUGGUUCCUGCCAUGGCCCCAGCUCCUGGGUCCAUGUGCUGAGCCAGGCCAGCAGUGUGGCACCAGGGCCAUCACCUCCUCCUCUUCCUCUUCCUCUUCCUCUU